AGUUGCCAUCUAGAUUACUAGUUGGAAAAGGGACUUUUAACUAGAUGCGUCUGCAGGUGCAUCUAGUAAUAGUUAAAUCGAUCGAUUAUCGGACGAUAAAUCGAUAGUUGCAACUAGAAAAAAUCUAGUAAUCGCCCAAUUACUAGAUUUCCACUGUCGUUACACACUAGUUGCAAUCGAAUAAAAAUCUAGUGGUCUAGAUGAAUCGGGCGACACUAGAUUUUUUUUUUACGCUUGGGUUCUUUCGAGAGUGUACCACAAUUACAUCAACUUUAUCCGAAUUGUUCGAGAGUAACAGGAUUAGUACAACUUGGGCGCCUGAUGACGAAUAUCGCGUUUAAAAGAUUCUAAAAUAACGGCGCGAUGGUCAUCUAGACCUGAUGGGAUCGCAUUUUCCAGCAGAAAAGACCUUUUAUGGGUAUAUUCACCAUCUUUUAGUGAAACAUUUCCACGAGCUAAUACCGUCAGAUUAGUUUCUAAAUGUACAGAGGUACCAAAUCACUCACGGGUAAAAAGUUCCAAAAAGUUAAGUACGUUCUCAGGGAAAUUUUUAAAACAGUUGUUAUUUCCCAAAAAUAGCCCUGUUUUGUAAACCAUAUUUCCCCCAUAAAAUCAUAUCCACAAAAGACAAAAAUAUAUGCAUUCGACGCGUCUUUUCAAGCUCUAUCCGAUGAACUGGUCCGCAUUGAGAUCACAAAAUGUUUAAGGAUAGUAAAAAACAACUUUUGAAGGCGGUUUUCCAAAGUUAGACUGCAUACUGCACCAUAACACGGGAUUCCAGGACGUGGAAUAACAUAUAUCGCGCAUGUACUCGACAUGAGCUAUUACAGAAACAGGCUUUCACCUUUGGCCAAGCACUUUUGAAACAGACGAAAUCCUGUGGUAUUUUUGCAGGAAAAACACUCCUCUCUGAAAUUUGGUACUUCUGCACAUAUAGAAUCUAAUCUGACGGUAUUAGCUCGUGAAAAUGUUUCACUAUAGAUGGUGCAUAUACCCAUAAAAGGUCUUUUCUGCUGGAAAAUGCGAUCCCAACAGGUCUAGUUAAAGGUGAAAAUGAAGUCUUAUUUAUGAUAGGAUCAUUAUUUAAAUUAAAAUAUGUUGAUCAUGAUUCAAAAGAACAAGUUUGGAUAAUAAAAUUAGAAUUAUGUAGUGAACAAGAUUAUCAAUUGAAAGAUGUUUAUGAAUCAAUGAAAGAACAAGUAGACAAAAAUAUAAAUCUACUUGAACCAGGUAAUACUUUAUUUCGAAUGGGUGAAUUAGAUAAAGCUGAAAAAUACUAUCAAAAAUUAUUAAGUACAUUAAAAGAUAACAAUAAUCCAUUAAUUCCCGGAUGCUAUCACGGAUUAGAUCAAGCACUAAAAUUUUUUCAACAAGCAUUAGAACUGAAAUUAAAGUAUACACAAAGAGUUACCGAUUAUUGUUCUAUUGGUACUACUUAUACAGGAAUUGGUAAUGUUUAUCAAGAUACAGGAAAUUAUUCUAAGGCAUUAGAAAAUUAUGAACGAGCACUUGAUGCUGAACAUGAAAAAAAAUUUGAUCAUUAUUAUUUUCAUAAUGAUGAUUUACAUGUAGCAAAUAUUUAUAAUAAUCUUGGUGAACUUUAUCGCAAACGAAAAAAGUAUGGUUUAGCACUAAAUACAUUAAAUGCAUCAUUAAUACUUCAAAUGAAACUAUUACCUAAGAAUCAUUAUCAAAUAGGAUUAACAUUGAUGAAUAUCGGUAUUGUACAUAAUGAAAAAGGUGAAUAUAAUCAAGCGUUGAUUAUGUAUAAACAAGCAUUAGAAAUACAAAUUCAAACAUUACCAGAAUAUCAUAUGCAAAUAGGACAAACUUAUUAUAAUUUAGCCUGUUUAUAUGAAAGAGUCGGAAAUAAUAAGUUAGCUUUGGAAAUUUAUUGUAAAGCUUUACAUAUUUAUGAUACAAUACUGCUAAAGACUCAUCGGGAUUUAAAACAAGUACAAAAUAAUAUUCAAACUAUUACUAAGCGCAUGGGGCAUGUACAAUGUCACUUCACUUUUUUUGACAAGAAUUCUAACAACAUCUAA
Didymodactylos carnosus is the source of this 2045-nucleotide messenger RNA. Lineage: Eukaryota; Metazoa; Rotifera; Eurotatoria; Philodinida; Philodinidae. The record is from the annotation of a GenBank genome assembly.